UCACAUUCUCAACUUAACCGUGACUUAAAAAAUGCUCCCAUAUAUAAUCUUUGGUGGUGCUCUUACAAUAAUUUGGUUGCUUAAGAGAUCGCAUUCUUCUCAACGAGCUGUAGCCAUUGAUACGGAAAGUGUCGGCGGGGGCAUUAACGGCUCUGUCAACAUGCUAGCAAGAGUGUCCAUCGUCGAUACACGAAGAGUUAUUUAUAAUGAGUAUGUUAAACCACAUAUGCGGGUGACGGACUAUAGGACGCCAUGGAGUGGAGUACGUCCAGAAGAUCUCGCUCGAGCCAAGAAGACUUUUGAUGAAGUCAGACGGGAUGUGGCAUGGAUUCUUCACGAUUACAUUUUGGUUGGCCAUGAUUUGCAGUUUGACCUGAAAGCUUUGGAUUUGACCCAUCCAGCUAAGGAUAUUAGGGAUACCUCUUUGUACGAGCCUUUUAGAUAUACUACAACUAAACCUAGUCUAAAGUAUUUAGCGAAGAAAUACCUGAACAGGGAUAUACAAGUCGGCAACCAUUGCUCGAUUACGGACGCGCGCGCAGCCAUGGACCUUUACCGCCUGGUUGAAAAUGAAUGGGAGAAAGAAAUGGCGUUUUAAUGCUACUUCGAGAAAACGAAGCGAAAUACUUGCGUGG
This is a messenger RNA of Cydia amplana, 635 nucleotides long. RefSeq names its product RNA exonuclease 4-like. Gene Ontology annotation, cellular component: nucleus. Lineage: Eukaryota; Metazoa; Arthropoda; Insecta; Lepidoptera; Tortricidae. Gene Ontology annotation, biological process: rRNA processing. The transcript has 4 exons. The coding region runs from base 32 to 598 and encodes 188 amino acids. The record is from RefSeq and is a predicted model, not a curated record. Gene Ontology annotation, molecular function: nucleic acid binding; 3'-5' exonuclease activity.